AUGGAAUCUUUUGAUGAUCCUAACACCUUUCAGUGAACAAACAAACGUUAUAUAUAAUUAUAUAGAAAAUUUUUUUUUUUCUAAAAAUUGAGAGAUUUGAUUGUUAAUUAUAUAUCAAAUUUUUUUUUCGUAAAAAUUUUUGAUCGCUUGUGGAGGCAAAAAAUAAGGAUUUUCCAAUGGUUUUGUUCGCUCACGGAAGGGGAGUAAGUAUUAUUCGCAUGUCUACUCCUUUGAAAGGACUCUUCCAAAAUAUUCACGAAUUUCCUCCCCUUUAAAGCCAAGAGCACCGACGCCACCAAGAACCUUUAGGACUCUAAACCGAAGAAGGUCUUCACAAUCACCUAAAAUAAGGACGCAAUCUGUAGACUGUAGCCCUACAAGUGUAUAUGAUUUUACAUGAUAAUGAAAUGGUGAGGAUUGUUCUUCCCUGUAUAGAAUUUUGCCUCUUUUCACUGCUGAUAUAAAGGUUGGACCGUAGGCUAAAUAGUUGCUGGAAACACUUUGAUAUCGCCGCUGUUCCCAUAUUUCUUGAUUCCAAAUAGCUUAUUGGGAUUAGGAGGAUUCAUCCUUACUGUGAUGCUGGCAUAUUUCCAAGAGUAACGAGAAUUCAGAGAAAUAAGGCACCCCUGUAUUUAAAGGCUCAAUUAGAUUAAGUUAAAUUAAUUAAAUAUCCUAUAUGUUUUUCCUCGUAUCUUCACACGACGACUAUUUCAUAACGACUAUUUUUUUUUGGCCUAUUUUUUUUUUGGCCUAUUUUUUUUUGGCCUUUUUUUUUGGCUUUUUUUUUUUGGCCUAUUUUUUUUUGGCCUAUUUUUUUUUCACCUAUUUUUUUUUGGCCUAUUUUUUUUUUGGCCUAUUUUUUUUUUUUGGCCUAUUUUUUUUUGGCCUAUUUAUUUUGGCCUAUUUUUUUUGCCUUUUUUUUGACAAUUUUUUAACUAUUUUUUACUAAUAUUUGGGCACAAUUCCAUACUAAUUGUUUUAAUAUAAUUUUUAAUGUGUUUUAAAACGAUUUAAUCAACGAAAAAUGCACCCUUAACAGAUUUCUUACUCCAUGAAAUACUAAUUCAUUGCUUUUAAAAUUUCGAAAAUUUUAGAGUUAAUUAGGAGUUUUUCACUUAAUUUACUCAAUAUUAAUCGCGUAAGGAAAAGUCUCUGUUUCUCAAUAAGGUUUUAGUACUCUCAGCAGCUUCAUGAAUGAGGCUAGACAAAAAAAAUAGGCCAAAAAAAAAUAGGCCAAAAAAAAAUAGGCCAAAAAAAAAUAGGCCAAAAAAAAAUAGGCCAAAAAAAAAUAGGCCAAAAAAAAAUAGACCAAAAAAAAAAUAGGCCAAAAAAAAAUAGGCCAAAAAAAAAUAGGCCAAAAAAAAUAGGCCAAAAAAAAAUAGGCCAAAAAAAAAUAGGUGAAAAAAAAAUAGGCCAAAAAAAAAUAGGCCAAAAAAAAAUAGGCCAAAAAAAAUAGUUGUUAUGAAAUAGUCGUCGUGUGAAGGAACCGUUUUUCCUGUUCCUUAUUCUUUUAGUGUAGCCCUAAGCCAAACUCAAAUAAGUCCAAAAAAUAAAAAAAAUAAGCCAAGCAAGAGAGAAAUGGAUUUAAAUGCUUCCUCAAGCACUUUCAGCCCUAUGCCUUUUAGAAGAACAAAACAAAAAAGCAGGAUUUCAGCUCGAAAUAAAUCGCUUGAAAGACAUUAUUGAUAA
Messenger RNA from Blepharisma stoltei, 1689 nucleotides. NCBI's taxonomy places the organism in Eukaryota, Ciliophora, Heterotrichea, Heterotrichida, Blepharismidae. The record is from the annotation of a GenBank genome assembly.